Peronospora matthiolae is the source of this 213-nucleotide messenger RNA. The record is from the annotation of a GenBank genome assembly. Lineage: Eukaryota; Oomycota; Peronosporomycetes; Peronosporales; Peronosporaceae.
AUGUCAAGUCCACAGCAGCAACAGCGGCAUCUGCAGCAACAGCAGGACCAGCACGUUGGGACGGCUGCUUGCUUGUCUGCUCUGCUGUUCCAAAUGAUCAAUAGCGUGCGACGAUUGUCCAUGCGCGACAUCGUGGGACAUGCGUUGACUAAUACUGACGUGGCGGCUGCAGCUGUUUUUGGAUUUCGUCCGAAUAUUCGCUCGCUCUUAUGA